Triplophysa rosa is the source of this 856-nucleotide messenger RNA. RefSeq names its product protein PET100 homolog, mitochondrial. The transcript has 4 exons. The coding region runs from base 126 to 362 and encodes 78 amino acids. Gene Ontology annotation, biological process: mitochondrial respiratory chain complex IV assembly. Gene Ontology annotation, cellular component: mitochondrion; mitochondrial inner membrane. Lineage: Eukaryota; Metazoa; Chordata; Actinopteri; Cypriniformes; Nemacheilidae. The record is from RefSeq and is a predicted model, not a curated record.
AAAUAUCAACAUUAUCUGUAGACUGUUCGAAAGUACGUGAUAGCGCAUUUUCAUCGGACUUUUAUUUUGACAUCUGUCAGACAGGAAGUGCCUAAAUGCGUGCAAACGCUGUGAAGUUGUAGGACAUGGGGGUUAAAAUAGAGGUUUUUAGGAUGAUGGUCUAUCUGUCCUUUCCAGUGGCGAUGUUUUGGAUUUCAAAUCAAGCCGAGUAUUUUGAGGAAUACAUCGUGAAAAGAAAGAGGGAAAUCUUCCCCCCUGAUGAAAAAAUGAAUAGACAAAAACUCGAGGACUUUAAGGAGCGCAUGAGGAACAGGAGGGAAGAUAAGAUGCUGAAGCAGAUGGCAAUGGAGUCUGAGGAAUGAUCACAAGACCAAAUAAUAAUUUAUUCUGUCAUACUGCAAACUUGGAAUCGAGACUUAUUGUGUAUCAUUAAAACACUGUAGUGGAGGUGUUUAUAAGUGGCAAAGCAUAUAUUUAAUGGUUUAAGAAUAUGGUUUUAAGUUGUAUGAUUUACUAGUGAACAGUUGGGGAAAUGUAUAUAUUUGUAAAUACGAGUUUUCACCACACUGCCAUGCACAUAGUGUGUAGCUUUCUGAAUGACUAUGAAAACACCGCUUUUGGUUUAAUACUUUGAUUUAUAAAUUCUAUACAAGUGAAAUUCUUGAAUCAUGUUGAAUUGUUUGAUUUUUGUCAUGCAAGCUCAAACACCUCUGAGACAACACUUGUGGACUAUGGAUACAGUUCUUCUGUGCCUUUACUUUAAAGGGAUUAUAGUUCACCCUCAUUGUCUCAUCAUUAUUCCAAACCUGUAUAAAUGUCUUUGUUCUGCUGGACACAAAGGAAGAAUACCAGUAAC